Messenger RNA from Tachysurus fulvidraco (yellow catfish), 2786 nucleotides. It is a transcript of the gene vps51, whose product is annotated as VPS51 subunit of GARP complex. Gene Ontology annotation, cellular component: membrane; GARP complex; EARP complex. The coding region runs from base 132 to 2537 and encodes 801 amino acids. Gene Ontology annotation, biological process: endocytic recycling; retrograde transport, endosome to Golgi; Golgi vesicle transport. The record is from RefSeq and is a predicted model, not a curated record. NCBI's taxonomy places the organism in Eukaryota, Metazoa, Chordata, Actinopteri, Siluriformes, Bagridae. The transcript is spliced from 11 exons.
UCGGCGCCAUCUUGGUUUACCUCAGCACAACAAACCUGAGGUAAAGGCGGACUUCACUGAUGUUUAGCUGAAACCUGAUUAAAAGGGCAGAUUCUGUAGCUGUGUGUCAUUUAAUUGUUAUUCCGGUAAAAAUGGAGGUUGAUGAAAGCAGUGGGGCUCCGAAGCGGAGGGUUCACGGCCUGCUGCAGCUUUAUUACGGCCUCAGUGUGGACGGGAAACCGGAGCAGGAGGAAGCCGCGGAUCCGUGUGACAUCAACGGGCCUCAGUUCGACCCUGAGCUUUUCCUCAACAAGAUGAGAAAGGAGUGCUCUCUAACAGAACUAAUGGACCAGGAGAGCUGUAUGGUGAAGCAGAUUCGCUCUCUGGACAGUGACAUGCAGACUCUGGUCUAUGAAAAUUACAACAAGUUUAUUUCUGCUACAGACACCAUCAGGAAAAUGAAAAAUGACUUUAAGAAGAUGGAGGAUGAGAUGGACUGUCUCUCAGCCAACAUGGCUGCCAUCACAGAGUUCAGUGCUAAGAUCAGCAGCACACUGCAGGACCAGCACACACAGAUCACCAAGCUGUCAGGGGUUCACUCUCUGGUGCGUAAGCUGCAGUUCCUGUUCGAGUUCCCAGCAUGGUUAAGGAAGUGUGUUGAGUGUGGUGAGUUUGGGCGAGCGGUCAGUGCUCAGAGGAGGGCGCGCUGUGUCCUCAACCACUACAACAACAUCACCUCGUUCAGGGGCAUCCAGGAUGGGUGUAACACCAUCAUGCUGGAACUAACACUGCACCUCAGGGACAGGUUCAGUGACAACAGUGCGAGUGCGAAGGAGCUGUCAGAGUGCGUGGAGCUGCUGCUGCAGCUAGACGAACCAGCUGAGGAGCUCUGUGACAAAUUCCUAAGCCACGCCCACUCUAAGCUGGAGGCGGAUCUACAGGUCUUAGAGGCGGAACUUAGCGAUUCCACCCAGAAGCCAACCCUUGUGUCUCCAUCCAAUUCGAACCCUUUCCUGUCCCCGGCAAACAGGAUGGACAUUCUGGAGUUCAUCGAUCGAGGCUGUAACGAGUUUGUCAGUAAUCUUUGUUUAGUUAUUGCCUCUUAUCAGGAGUUAUUUAUUACUCGUCCACAGGGAGGCGAUCAAGCUCUCCAACACCUUCCUCAGAUGGCCAGUGAGAAGCUGCAGUGUUUUGUGGACACUUUGGCAGGCAGGUACUUCACACUAGUGGAGCGCAGGAUACAGGAGGAGAAGGGCGUAGGGGACAAUUCCCUCCUUGUGAGAGCGUUGGAUCGUUUCCACCGCCGUCUCCAGGCCGUGUCUAAAUUGCUUCCGGGGUCAGUGGUCACGAGCCGGGGGACUGACAUCGUUAUCAAUGCGGCACGAGAGCGAAUCAAACAGUACCUGUGUGCGUUACAGAGCUUCUACCUGGAUAGCCUGACUGAUGUCAGACAAGCUCUCGCUGCACCACGGACCACAGUUAGUGGAGCUAGUGGAACGGGCGGUUCUGCUGCCAAAGAUUCCCAGCCCACUCUCCCAGAUUUACUGACCUCGCUGUCAAACUCCAUUCUCAAUCAGAUCAAAUCUGUUUUAAUGUCUGUGCACCUCUUCACUGCUAAAGACAUCACCUUCUCCAACAAACCCUACUUCAAGGGGGAGUUCUGCAGUCAAGGUGUGAGAGAGGGGCUUAUUGUGAGCUUCAUUAAGUUUAUCUGUCAGUCAUCACGUCAGUUCUGUGAGAGUGCAGGCGACCGGAGCAGCUCAACCCCGCCCACAUUACUGCUGUUGCUGUCACGCCUCUGCCUCGACUAUGACACCUCCACUAUCUCCUACAUCCUCACGCUGACUGAUGAGCAGUUCCUCACACCGCCUCAUUCUCCGAUAACUACAGUGACGACUCUGUGUGCUGAGGCCCGAGAGGCAGCACAGAAACUCCUCAACCACUACGUCAAGGUUCAGGGUUUAAUCAUCUCUCAGAUGUUGAGGAAGAGUGUGGAGACAAGGGACUGGGUGAACACCAUCGAGCCACGGAACGUACGUGCGGUCAUGAAGAGAGUGGUGGAGGACACGACGGCCAUUGACGUCCAGGUGGGCUUGCUAUAUGAGGAGGGGGUGAGGAAAGCCCACAGCAGUGACUCCAGUAAACGUACAUUCUCUGUCUACAGCAGCUCCAGACAACAGCUGCGUUAUGCGCCCAGCUACACACCCAGCGCUCCAAUGGACACCAACCUGUUGAGUAACAUCCACAAGCUUUUCUCUGAGAGAAUCGACAUCUUCAGCCCUGUGGAGUUCAACAAGGUGUCUGUGCUUACAGGUAUAGUGAAGAUCAGUCUGAAGUCGUUGGUUGAGUGUGUACGUGUGCGCUCGUUCGGUCGGUUCGGAUUGCAGCAGGUACAAGUGGACUGUCACUACCUGCAGCUUUACCUGUGGCGCUUUGUCUCGGAUGAAAACCUUGUCCACUUCCUGCUGGAUGAGAUUGUGAGCAGCACAGCACAUCGCUGCAUAGAUCCAGUUCCCAUGGAGCAGAGUGUCAUUGAACUCAUCUGUGAGCGGGGGUAGACCCAGGGUCGUGGUGUGGGGCAGAGGCAUUGGUGUGUGUGUGUGUGAGAGAGAGACAGAGAAAUAUGAUGUGUGUAAGUGAUUGUGUCUUGUCUGUUUGUGAACAGUAAUAUAAUAAUAUGGAGUGUGUGAGUGAGUAAUUCUGAGACUGAGAGUUGAACUGAAUUUCUGAAUGAACAUGUGAGCAUUCAAGUAUUUAUUUGAGUAAUAAAGCUGUUGUCCUUAAUAAAUAAAAUCACUAUCAUUCGA